Molecule: messenger RNA, 336 nt
Organism: Sesamum indicum (sesame)
Lineage: Eukaryota; Viridiplantae; Streptophyta; Magnoliopsida; Lamiales; Pedaliaceae
Product: heavy metal-associated isoprenylated plant protein 45
Molecular function (GO): metal ion binding
Source: RefSeq, a predicted model, not a curated record
AUGAUGAAUAUUGCAGGUGUGGAUAGCGUGGACAUAGACAUGGAGAAGCAAAAGGUGACAGUAAGAGGAUACGUGGAGAAGAGUAGGGUUCUGAAAGUGGUGAGGAGAAGUGGGAGAAGGGCUGAGUUCUGGCCAUACCCUUACGACAACGAAUACCAUCCCUAUGCUUCUCAGUAUUUGGAGGAAUCCAACUUCACAUCGUCCCACAACUACUACGUGCACGGCUACAACGAGAGCGUGCAUGGCUACUUCCCCCAUCUUCCCUACCCAACCAUCGAUGAUCACAUCAGCUAUCGUUUUAGCGACGACAAUGUUCAUGCAUGUGCUCUUAUGUAA